UUGUAACAACCACUGUGAUUGGCUAUUGGAUCCUCCUAGGUAACAUAGAGUGAACAGACAACACAAUCAGCUCUAGACGUGGGGCUGGGAGCUUUCAUUCUUGUCACUGCACGGGACGUAGCUUUUGAAACUGUCGCCAGCUCAGAAAUCUAUAUCAGUAGAGGUGUGCCAGUGUGUGCGGAACAUUUUAUCACAAGAGAACCAAUAAUCAACUGAAGAUAGUAAUGGAUCUCGUUGCCGAGGGUGAAAAGCUUUUCCUAAUCAGUGUCAACUUCAGAUGCUGAUGUACUGAAAUUGACACCCCAUGUCAUCACGACUACAUUGGUGACAUUUCGGCACCAACAGUUAAAGCCAAUCAAUAACCGAAGGAACUACGUCAAAGGAAAUGGAGAGCACAGCAGGAUAGUACAAUGAACACCACCAGGAACAUGAUUUGUGGACUCCUUUGCUCAAUCUGACAACAUCUUAGACGUAUCGAGUUCGGAGUGUUUAAUCACCUCUGGCGUUUCAGAUCAAUUUCAAAUGGAAAGCCGGUAGGCAUCACAUUUCUCAUUAAAGUGUUGAGAUAAUAGUUUCCCUGCUCCAAGAUCGUCAGUAAGAUGCUGUGUGAUAUAACUAUAUGGGAGUUACAACGUCACCAAGAUGAAAACAAGAGGGUCAUGCUUUACAGUUUAUGAUACCAUAGAACAUUAGCGCAGAGUAAGAGUUCCAAUCGAUACAAGAAACAGGGGGCUCCACAGAAGAAUGCUCUGACAGCAUUUUUGACUGAAAUAUGUGGCUAAUUCUUCACAGGUAAAGGUGUCUUGUCCAACUGUGAUACGAGGAGGUUGAAAGGCGUAGUUAUUUUGGUGAAGAUCAUUAACAGUUCCUGAAGCCUUGCCAUCGUAGAUCCUCUUUCGCGAUAAUUACGUCAGUUUGUGUCUCACUUGUUAUAUUUUUGUAUCGUCGUCAACCAAUACCGUGCGGAUAGUCCUGAUUAUGUAAAACAAAUCAUUCUAUAGAACUGAGCUCCGCGAUGAUGAAUUAAUGAUUUCAUUGUCCAAAACGUCAGCUUAAUCUGCAUACAAAUCUCUGGGAAGACUCAUUCUCACAUUCUGACACAAAGCCGCAAUGAAUUUGGUUUAGAAACCGAUACAGUUGUGCUGAGAGACACAGCUAUCACAAUGCCUUCAAUCAACAAUUCCGACUUCACCGUUCUGGAAAUCGACGUCAAUGACGACAUCGACGACAUGCUCAUCUUCAACUCAACUAACUCCAGCAUGGUUGCAGCGUUGCAGGAUAACCCGUGGUACAUAUUUGUCCGAAAGUUUCAGACUGUCAUGAUACCCAUUGUGUGCGUUGUUGGACUUGUGGGUAAUACUCUGGCAGCGGGAGCGUUUCUCAGCCAAGCGUUGAGGAGCACCUCGUGCUGUUUACAUCUUGCUGGAAAAUCAAUCUCUGACAUUGGCUUUCUUCUGUCACUGUUUAUAGUUUGGCUUAACCGACUUGAGGUGCCUGCUUUUACAAUCCAGGGAGUUUGUCAAGUUACUGUGUUCCUUAUAUACGUCAGUGGAUUUCUCUCCGUCUGGUUUGUCGUCAUGAUCACGUGCGAGAACUUUAUCCGGGUAUCCCUUCCAGGUCACGUGGUGGUCUGGUGCAAUGUGACGCGUGCAAAGUUCACCAUUCUGGUGUUAAUUCUCAUAUCUAUUGGGAUUUAUAGCUUCAGUUUGUGGACGACGGGCGUUAUUCAUCAAAGUACCGGAGCCAAAUGCCUUGCCUUCGAGGAGUAUGAAAAGUUAGUCAUGGCCAUGACGUAUGUUGACUCGAUCCUCACCCUUGCUAUCCCGCUCGUUAUGGUUUUUCUGAAUGUUGGAAUCGGGGUCGGUGCUAUAAAUGCACAUAAACGUCGCAAGAGAUUGUUCCAGGGCAUCUCACGAUCAUCAAGCCGUAAGAAACGGGAUUCGACAAGUCCUGAAGCCAAAGUUACGAAGCUUCUCUUUGCUGUCUCAAUGAUCUUUCUCUUGCUUCAUACACCAAGUCACGUGAUACGGAUCAAAAUGAUGUGGGCUCAGAUCCUGUACAAGUCAGCCCCUACGCUGUGCGACAUCAUCCUCCACAGAGUGUUUGAACUCAUGUUCUAUUUGAAUUUCUCGGUGCAUUGUGCAGUGUAUCUGAUAUUUGGCGACAAUUUCAGAGCAGUGUUUAAAUCGUUGUAUUUGCCGAACUGUUUUAAAUCAACGCCUAUGCAAAACAACUCUUUCAAUACAUAUUGUAAGAGAGGGUCAGAAACGGAGGCAAUAUUAAGAUGAUGUAAACAGUGAUGCCUUUAUAAUUUGUGAAUGCAAAUAUGCAGGAAACGGUACAGGGAGGAUGUUAUAAUAAUCUAUAGAAGGAUGUCUAGUGGUUAAAGCGUUCGCUCGUCACGCCGAAGGCCCGGUUCGAUUCCCGAUAUGGGUGUAAUGUAUGAAGCUUAUUUCUGGCGUCCUCGUCCGUGAUAUUGCUGGAAUAUUGCUAAAAGCGGCGUAAAACCAUACUCACUCAUAAUCUAUAGAUGCAAGUUCGACGCAGGAUUAUGUGCGUUUUGCAAAAAAAUAAAAAGGCAUUUUCGCAGUUAAAAGAAUAUGAUCUUAAAUAACUGCUUUGUCUACAGUUGCAGAAUGAGUACAACUGCAUUUGUUCCAUUGACAGAUGAUACCGUCUUCUCCUAAAUACUACCCUAAAGAGUACCUGGGGUCAGUGGUGAUGCAUUACCUAUUGUAGGAACAAAAUAAGCUGACUUUUGAACAACGAAACAAGUACCUUUUUUUCCGAGUGAAUAAAGUAUGUUCAUUAUU
Messenger RNA from Haliotis rubra (blacklip abalone), 2813 nucleotides. RefSeq names its product G-protein coupled receptor 183-B-like. The transcript is spliced from 2 exons. NCBI's taxonomy places the organism in Eukaryota, Metazoa, Mollusca, Gastropoda, Lepetellida, Haliotidae. Gene Ontology annotation, biological process: G protein-coupled receptor signaling pathway. Gene Ontology annotation, cellular component: plasma membrane. The coding region runs from base 1164 to 2288 and encodes 374 amino acids. Gene Ontology annotation, molecular function: G protein-coupled receptor activity. The record is from RefSeq and is a predicted model, not a curated record.